AUGGAGGAGAUGGCUGUGAGGAAGUGGAAGAUGCCUCGAGACACUCAGGCAGACAAGCUGAGAAUAGAGACCAGGGAGGACAAAUCCCCACGGCAGAACCUCAUGGAAGAGGCAGAUUUGAGCGGCUCCAUGGCACAGGAAUCUAACAAGGAGGAAAAUUCCCUGAGAUCCCGCAGGAGGAGGGGCUUCAAUCCCAGCCCAGGGUGCUCUGAGGAGGAAAGACCCACCCUGUGCCAGGAAGGUGGACAGAGCUUCAGCCAGGGAUCGGAGCUGGUGGUCCAUGAGCAGCUUCCUGAUGGGGAGAAGCCCUACAAGUGCUUGGAGUGUGGGAAGAGCUUUAGGCAGAGCAGCACCCUGAUCCGCCACCAGAUGAUCCACACUGGGAAAUGGGUCUGUGAGUGUGGGGAGUGUGGGAAGGGCUUCAGCUGCAGCUCAGAACUUGUCAGGCAUCAACGCAUCCACACUGGGGAGAGGCCCUACGAGUGUCCUGACUGUGGGAAGAGGUUUCACACCAGCUCCAACCUCCUCCAGCACCAGCGGAUUCACACAGAUGAGAGGCCCUUCCGCUGCUCUGACUGCGGGAAGGGCUUCAACCGCAACUCCCACCUUGUCACCCACCAGCGUAUCCAUACCAGGGAGAGGCCCUACGAGUGUCCCCAGUGUGGGAAGAGCUUCAGACAGAGCUCUCAUUUGAACAAGCUGAGAAUAGAGACCAGGGAGGACAAAUCCCCAUGGCAGAACCUCAUGGAAGAGGCAGAUUUGAGCGGCUCCAUGGCACAGGAAUCUAACAAGGAGGAAAAUUCCCUGAGAUCCCGCAGGAGGAGGGGCUUCAAACCCAGCCCAGGGUGCUCUGAGGAGGAAAGACCCACCCUGUGCCAGGAAGGUGGACAGAGCUUCAGCCAGGGCUUGGAGCUGGUGGUCCAUGAGCAGCUUCCUGAUGGGGAGAAGCCCUACAAGUGCUUGGAGUGUGGGAAGAGCUUCAGGCAGAGCAACACCCUGAUCAGCCACCAGAUGAUCCACACUGGGGAAUGGCCCUACGAGUGUGGGGAAUGUGGGAAGGGCUUCAGCUGCAGCUCAAAACUUGUCAGGCAUCAACGCAUCCACACUGGGGAGAGGCCCUACGAGUGUCCUGAGUGCCAGAAGAGGUUUCACACCAGCUCCAAUCUCCUCUGCCACCAGCGGAUUCACACAGAUGAGAGGCCCUUCCACUGUUCUGACUGUGGGAAGAGCUUCAAGUACAACUCCUACCUCAUGAAGCACCAGCGCAUCCACACUGGGGAGAAGCCCUACCAGUGUCCCCAGUGUGGGAAGAAGUUUCACAUGAGCUCCAAUCUCCUCCAGCACCAGCGGAUUCACACGGAUGAGAGGCCCUUCCGCUGCUCUGACUGCGGGAAGGGCUUCAACCGCAACUCCCACCUUGUCACCCACCGGCGUAUCCACACUGGGGAGAGGCCCUACGAGUGUCCCCAGUGUGGACAGAGCUUCAGCCAGGGAUCAGAGCUGGUGAUCCAUGAGCAGCUUCAUGAUGGGGAGAAGCCCUACAAGUGCUUGGAGUGUGGGAAGAGCUUCAGGUGGAGCAGCCACCUGAUCAGCCACCAGAUGAUCCACACAGGGGAAAGGGCCUACGAGUGUGGGGAGUGUGGGAAGGGCUUCAGCUACAGAUCCACCCUUGUGACCCACCAACGCAUCCACACCGGGGAGAGGCUCUAUGAAUGUCCUGAGUGUCAGAAGAGGUUUCAGACCCGCUACAAUCUCCUCAGGCACCAAAGGAUUCACACCGAUGAGAGGCCCUUCCUCUGCCCCGACUGCGGGAAGGGCUUCAAGCAGAAUUCCCACCUCGUCACCCACCGGCGCAUCCACACUGGGGAGAGGCCCUUCCUCUGCCCUGAUUGCGGGAAGGGCUUCAAGCGCAAUUCCCAACUCGUCACCCACCGGCGCAUCCACACUGGGGAGAGGCCCUAUGAGUGCGGCACCUGUCAGAAGAGGUUUCAGACCAGCUCACAUCUCUGCCUGCAUGAGCAGAUUCACACAGAGGAGAGGCCCUUCCGCUGCCAUGACUGUGGGAAGGGCUUCAAGCAAAACUCCACCCUCAUCACCCACUGGCACAUCCACACUGGGGAGAGGCCCUACGAGUGUCCCAAGUGUGGGAAGAGCUUCAUCCAUAGUUCUAAUUUAACCAGACACCAACAGAGGCACCGGUAA
This is a messenger RNA of Passer domesticus (house sparrow), 2202 nucleotides long. RefSeq names its product zinc finger protein 883-like. The coding region runs from base 1 to 2202 and encodes 733 amino acids. Gene Ontology annotation, molecular function: RNA polymerase II cis-regulatory region sequence-specific DNA binding; DNA-binding transcription factor activity, RNA polymerase II-specific. The record is from RefSeq and is a predicted model, not a curated record. NCBI's taxonomy places the organism in Eukaryota, Metazoa, Chordata, Aves, Passeriformes, Passeridae. The transcript is spliced from 4 exons. Gene Ontology annotation, biological process: regulation of transcription by RNA polymerase II.